Messenger RNA from Indicator indicator, 2744 nucleotides. RefSeq names its product PDZ and LIM domain 7 (gene PDLIM7). Gene Ontology annotation, biological process: muscle structure development; actin cytoskeleton organization; heart development. The record is from RefSeq and is a predicted model, not a curated record. The transcript has 18 exons. Gene Ontology annotation, molecular function: muscle alpha-actinin binding; actin binding. The coding region runs from base 1 to 1905 and encodes 634 amino acids. Lineage: Eukaryota; Metazoa; Chordata; Aves; Piciformes; Indicatoridae. Gene Ontology annotation, cellular component: Z disc; filamentous actin; stress fiber.
AUGGGUGACAUGGAGUCCUAUAAAGUGAUGCUGAAUGGGCCAGCACCGUGGGGCUUCAGGCUGCAAGGAGGGAAGGAUUUCAGCAUGCCACUUUCCAUUUCCAGGCUGACACCAGGCGGGAAGGCAGCCCAGGCUGGUGUGGGAGUGGGCGACUGGGUGCUGUACAUCGACGGGGAGAGCACCAGCUCCAUGACACACAUCGAGGCCCAGAACAGGAUCCGUGCCUGUGGGGAUAGGCUCUCCCUCACCCUGAGCAGAGCUCAGAACCAGAUGGGGAAGCCACAGAAGGACUCACUCCCCUGCUCUGAACCCCUGAAAUAUAACUUCGCUCCCAGCACCGCCCUCAACAAAACAGCUCAGCCCUUCGGGGCUGGCUCGCCUCCGAACCCACGGCCUGGGCUGGUGACGAAACCUGUGACGUAUGCGCCCCUGGGGCCCACCUGCACUCCCCAGCACAAUGGGCAGCCAGUGGAACCCCCUAGCACACCUGUCUAUGACCCUGAAAAGCUGAGGCUGAUAGAGGAUGCUGCGGACUGGCGACCCCGCACUGGGACCUCUCAGUCCCGCUCCUUCCAGAAACUGGCCCGGCUGACGGGCACAGAUGGCAUGGAGGAGCAUGCGGAUGAGCUUGUUAAAAAGCCCAGGGAUGCCCGUGGGUCCAGCCAGGGCAUAGGGGAGCAGUGGCAGCCCCUGCAGCCGCUGGAGCCCUCCAGCACCCCUGUGUGUGACCCUGGGAAACUGCGGCUGAUAGAGGACGCUCAGGACUGGCAGCCCCGCACCAGCACCUCCCAGUCCCGCUCCUUCCAGAAACUGGCCCAGCUGGUGGGCACAGAAGGGAUGGAGGAUCAUGAGGAUGAGCUUGUUAAAAAGCCCAGGGAUGCCCGUGGGUCCAGCCAGGGCAAAGGGGAGCAGUGGCAGCCCCUGCAGCCGCUGGAGCCCUCCAGCACCCCUGUGUGUGACCCUGGGAAACUGCGGCUGAUAGAGGACGCUCAGGACUGGCAGCCCCGCACCAGCACCUCCCAGUCCCGCUCCUUCCAGAAACUGGCCCAGCUGGUGGGCACAGAAGGGAUGGAGGAUCAUGAUGAUGUGUUUGUUAAAACACCCAGCCAGGUCUCCGUGCUGGACCCGUCCCCAGGAGCAGCGAUGAAGACUGAGCCAGGACUGGCCCCUAGGACCCCUGCCGCAACCCCUGGCCCUACCAGCCGCCCACCCUGGGCUGUAGACCCCUCAUUUGCUGAGCGCUAUGCCCCGGACAAGACAAGUACGGUGGUGAGCAAGCACAGCCAGCCAGCCACACCGACCCCCAUGCAGAACCGCAGCUCCAUUGUGCAGGCAGCCCAGCAAGGCCCCGAGGGUUCCAACCGCACACCCCUCUGCUACAAGUGCAACAAGGUCAUCAGGGGACGGUACCUGGUGGCACUGGGACAUUAUUACCACCCUGAGGAGUUCACCUGCUGCCAGUGCAGGAAAGUGCUGGAUGAGGGUGGCUUCUUUGAGGAGAAGGGCUCUAUCUUCUGCCCCAAGUGCUAUGACACGCGCUAUGCGCCCAGCUGUGCCAAGUGCAAGAAGAAGAUCACUGGGGAGGUCAUGCAUGCACUGAAGAUGACCUGGCAUGUGCAGUGCUUCAUGUGUGCUGCCUGCAAAACUCCCAUCCGCAACCGUGCGUUCUACAUGGAGGAGGGGCAGCCCUACUGCGAGAGAGACUAUGAGAAGAUGUUUGGCACCAAGUGCCGUGGCUGUGACUUCAAGAUUGAUGCUGGGGACCGGUUCCUGGAGGCGCUGGGAUUCAGCUGGCAUGACACUUGCUUUGUCUGUGCGAUCUGCCAGACCAACCUGGAAGGGAAGACGUUCUACUCGAAGAAGGACAAGCCGCUCUGCAAGAGCCAUGCUUUCUCCCAUGUGUGAGGGGCAGGAGUUCAGCUGUGCCCACACAUGCCCCUGGCCCUGCAUGCUCUUUUCCCCACUGCUGCUGUGCCCAGGGAGCCAGGCUGGGCCCUCACCCCUAUUCCUUGCUCCUUCCUCUUCCCUGACAGCUCCUCACCCAGCUCCAGCUGGAGAGUGCUGGGUCCAGAGCCCCUUAUAGCUGGAUGGCUUCUUCUGUGCUCCUCAGCUCGCCCUAGGAGCCUUGGCACUGGGACACUGCAUGGGUCUCCUGCCUUCUGGCCCCACAGCAUUGUGGCUGCAGCCCUGCUGAGGCUGGAGGUGGGGAGGUUCUGGCACAGCAGGGGCCUACUCCCUUGCUCAGUUGGAGCCCAUCUGCCUGGCAGUUUCAGUACUGGGGUAGGGAUGGUCGCAGCACGUCCCUGAUUGGGUGAGGGCCAGCCCACCCCACGUUCCCUGCUGUGUGCUUAGUGCAUGGCUGGAGACUCAGCCCUGCUCCCCUGCCAGGGCCCUGCCUGCAGCAACACCCUGGCCAUCCUUACACCUGCCGCCCUGGGUUCCUACCUAUCUGUGUGCUUGAGGGUCUGUGCUUCAUGUGCCCCAACCCAGCUGGCCUGCUAAUUCCCUGGGCUGGUGCAGGGGGGCUGGCAUAUGGCAGCACCCCCACACUGGCUGUGCCAGGGAGCAGGGCAGCACACCAAACCCACCUGGUGGUGGGCUCACAGCAUGUGCUGAUGGCUGGUGGGCUCUGCAAGGCUUGGGCAUGGCUUCCUACCAAUGAGUGCUCUGCCACUGCUGUCACAGCCUGUAAGUGCCCCUCCCAAACCCACACUCUUCAGUUGGGCUGCUGCUGAUGUAGCCAU